Messenger RNA from Venustampulla echinocandica, 1836 nucleotides. RefSeq lists its product as uncharacterized. Gene Ontology annotation, cellular component: membrane. Lineage: Eukaryota; Fungi; Ascomycota; Leotiomycetes; Helotiales; Pleuroascaceae. Gene Ontology annotation, molecular function: monoatomic ion channel activity. Gene Ontology annotation, biological process: monoatomic ion transport; transmembrane transport. The record is from RefSeq and is a predicted model, not a curated record. The transcript has 7 exons. The coding region runs from base 1 to 1836 and encodes 611 amino acids.
AUGGCCAAUAGUCGAGACAGUCGCCGCUGGAGAGAUGAAUCUCGCCGAUUGCUCCCCAGCCACCAGGGCGACGCGUUGCCUUCCACAAUACCUGCCGCGAAGGUUACGGAAGUAGCACUGCGAUUGCGAUAUUUGAUCGAGGAGUGUGUACCCUGCGAGUUGGAAGAAAGCCUCGUUACGCAUGCGAACAGUCGAAUUAUAACGGUGAAGGUGGUCCAACUUGCUAGGGAGGCUGGAGGAAAUGAGUAUGGUGCAUGCGUGAUAUAUGCGCUGCUGGUCAAUAAAAGAUGGUUCAAGAAACAGGCUCUGUUGGAGCUGUGGGAUUCCGAGCUAUACAAUGUUCGGGCAACAGCAGCUGAAGUCAUUGCGAAGAAGCUAAUCGAAUCCGAAGAUGACCAGGAUUAUCUACUCCACGACAUGCUCCUCAACAGAUACUCAAUCGUUAUUGACGGCGAGCAAACUGCUCCUGCAAAUGUCGUUGAACGAGCCGUGGACCUGCAUGCGCUCCGCGUCACUGGCUCUUCGGGGUACCAAAAAUGCGUCAAGUACCUGUGGCGCGGCUGGCUUGUUCAAGACGAGAAUGAUCCAACAAAAUUCGUCGACUACAAAAAUAGAGAUACCGCCGAGUACUGGACGCAUCUCCAUCCUGAUCGUGUCCGAGCACCCGUAUACCAAAAUGCCCUCCAAAUUUUGUUCUCGCUGAUCUGUCUUGGUCUCUACACUGUUGCUGUCAAUACCGUCAAUCCGACAGGUGAUUUAGAUCUGGUGGAGAUAGUAUUGUACAUCUUCAUAUUUGGGUUCAUAUGUGAUGAAUUUACCAAGUUCUGGAAAGUUGGCCGAGAUUAUGUGGGCUUUUGGAAUGUUUUCAAUCUGAUCCUUUAUGGACUCUUAACGACUAGUUUUGUGACGAGGCUGAUUGCGCUGAGUCACCCGUUGGAAGAUCAUGAUGGGCGGAGGGCGAAGUUCAACGAGCUGAGUUACGAUUUCUUAGCUUUUUCGGCGCCAAUGUUCUGGAUGAGACUUCUUCUCUAUCUAGAGUCGAUACGUUUCUUCGGUGUUAUGUUGGUAGUCUUGAAGGUUAUGAUGAAGGAGUCGCUCAUCUUCUUCGCCCUUCUCACGAUCAUUGUCAUAGGCUUCUUGCAAGGCUUCAUUGGGAUGGAUAACGCCGAUUCUCAGACGGAUGCAACAUGGUUUAUCCUCCAAGCCAUGACCAACGCCCUCCUAGGCUCCCCCGAUUUCAGCGGUUUCGAUAAUUUUGCCCCUCCGUUCGGCAUCAUUCUCUACUAUAUCUUCACAUUCCUGAUUAUGGUCAUUCUCCUGAAUAUCCUGAUCGCUCUGUACAACUCCGCCUACGCCGACAUUACCGAUAACGCCAUUGACGAAUACAUGGCGCUGUUCGCUCAGAAAACGAUGCAAUUCGUGCGCGCACCGGAUGAAAAUGUUUUCAUCGCCCCUCUUAACCUAAUCGAGAUGUUUUUCCUCAUCCUGCCGUUCGAAUGGUGGAUGCCGCGUCGGAUGUACGCAAGGCUCAAUGACUAUGUCAUGGGCGUGAUAUACAGUCCACUUUUAAUAGUUGCCGCAUAUCUUGAGAAGAGGAGCGCGCUAAGCGUGAGGAAGAAUCGAAGACACGGUCAGGAGGACGACGACACUGUGGAGGAAUGGGAGCAGAUGGCUGGAGAUGUGGAUUUUGAGGGCGAGGGUUGGGAUAAGAAGGUUGCGACCGUGAAGCCCGACGUUGAGCAAGAUGCCGCUACGAUUGAAGUUAAGAAGUUGAGGGGGGAGGUGAGUGAGCUAAGGGAGUUAAUUGAGAAGCUGGUCCACAGGGGCGAGCGAUAG